CAAAGAAAAAUAAAGAAUACUUUCUGCCCCUUCGCUCUACGCGGCGCCUCUCUUCCCAACGCUGCCGACGACAGUUCCUGCGCCGUUGCUCCCUUUCUCUCUCUCUCUCUCUCUCCCGUCUCCCCUCUCGCCCGUGCCUAAAGACGGCUCCUGACUCUGCGGCUCUUCUCUCUCCUACGCGCCUCUCUCUUCCCGCCGGUUUCGCCUCCGUCACUGUGAGUUGCAGCCAUGUACGGAGGGGAUGAAGUGUCAGCUAUAGUCAUAGACUUAGGGUCUCACACUUGCAAAGCUGGUUAUGCCGGCGAAGAUGCUCCCAAGGCUGUUUUUCCUUCUGUUGUGGGGUCAAUCGAUCAAAUGGAUGCCGAUGAUGACAAUGAAAACAACGAUUCUAAGACUAACAACAAUAAUGUUGACUCAAACAAACCAAGAGGGAAACGCAGAUUGUAUGUAGGAUCUCAAGCUUUAGGUUUUCGCCGUGACCAUAUGGAGGUGCUGUCUCCUUUAAAGGAUGGGGUGGUUGUUGAUUGGGAUAUUGUUGACAGCAUAUGGGAUCACGCUUUCAAGGAGUGUUUGCUCAUUGAUCCUAAGGAACAUCCGAUGCUACUUGCUGAGCCUUCUUUCAACACUCAACAACAGAGGGAGAGGACAGCAGAACUUAUGUUUGAAAAGUACAAAGUUCCUGCUUUGUUUUUGGCCAAGAAUGCGGUUCUCACAUCUUUUGCAUCAGGACGUGCUACCUCUGUAGUUGUUGAUAGUGGUGGAGGAUCAACUACAGUUGCCCCGGUGCAUGAUGGUUAUGUUCUUCAAAAGGCAGUGUCGUCUUCUCCUAUUGGAGGAGAAUUUCUUACUGAUUGCUUGAUGAAAAGCUUGGAAAGCAAAGGUAUUGUGAUAAAACCUAGGUACUCUUUUAAGAGAAAGGAGAUACAACCAGGGGUGUUCCAGACUGUAGAUAUUGAUUUUCCAAAUACAACAGAAUCCUACAAGCUUUACUCCCAGAGAGUAAUUGCAAGUGAUAUCAAGGAAUGUGUGUGUCGAGCUCCAGAUACUCCAUAUGAUGAAAGUGCAUAUUCAAAUAUCCCAAUGACCCCAUAUGAGCUUCCUGAUGGCCAGACAAUUGAAAUUGGUGCUGAUAGAUUUAAGAUCCCUGAUGUUCUGUUCAAUCCAUCUUUGGCUCAGACAAUUCCCGGGAUGAACAACUUUGCAGAGAUUUCUCCAUCGUUUCGUGGUUUGCCACAAAUGGUAAUAGAAAGCAUUAAUAGAUGUGAUGUGGACAUUCGGAAAGAAUUGUUUGGUAGUAUACUGCUUGCUGGUGGCACAGCAUCAAUGCAACAGUUGAAAGAACGUCUUGAGAAAGACUUGCUGGAGGAGUCUCCUCAAGCUGCUAGAGUUAAAGUAUUAGCAAGUGGAAAUGCAACAGAAAGAAGAUUCAGUGUUUGGAUAGGAGGCAGCAUAUUGGCAUCUCUUGGUUCAUUCCAGCAAAUGUGGUUCUCCAAGUCUGAGUAUGAAGAGCAUGGAGCUUCAUAUAUACAAAGAAAAUGCCCUUAAGAUGACUCUAAUUGGCUGCAUUUCUUGUCAUGGUAUGAGACCCGUUUUGGCUCCUAAGUUGGCCCGUUUGUGCUUAACAGUAGUCAGAUGGAUGUUGCUUGUAGGUCUGUAAAGUAGUUUACGUACAAAAGAACUCAUUAGCUUACACUGUGCCAUUAUCAUCCUACUGCAGCUGAUGUCCCUGUUUUCUGUUAAAUUAUUUAAUCCUGUAGCCUUAAUGACCAUCUUUAUUAUUAUGUGAUGAGCUAACAUAUUUUGCAUGAACUAAAAAAGUGGAAAUCGGUUAAAAGAGUGUAAUACCUACUAGCGUUGAUGGGCAUCAGGAGAGAGGGUUUUUUCGUAUUCAGUUUUUGUUAGUAUCUAAUUUAUGUUGAUACCGGUGUCUGCUUCCGUCCUUGUGUAUUUGGGUUUGUGUAUGUUAAGCAUGGUUUAUUUUGCACAUAAUGAUGGAUGGUUGGUUAACAUUGUGGGCCUUUCAUUAAGAACCGAAAGUGAUUGAAUACAAGUGAUUUAUGAACU
This is a messenger RNA of Theobroma cacao (cacao), 2064 nucleotides long. It is a transcript of the gene ARP4, whose product is annotated as actin-related protein 4. Lineage: Eukaryota; Viridiplantae; Streptophyta; Magnoliopsida; Malvales; Malvaceae. The record is from RefSeq and is a predicted model, not a curated record.